AUGAGCUUUAGACGCCAGCCUUUGGACAGGGUUAAUCCCAGGUUUGUUCCUCCAAGUCGGCAUACAAUCUUUAUUCGCGGCCUUCCCGGUUCAACUAAUGUAGACUCGGUCAAAAAUCACUUUUCUUCUGAAACGAGUUCAAAGUGCACGGUUGAGUUCUUUUCUACCUCGGAGGACAAAGUCAGGUUUUCUGUUGCAAUAAGGUUUAAGAGCCAUGAAACCGCGCGAGAGAUGUUGGAAAAGUACAACGGCAAGGAACUGCUUGGUCAUCCGGUCGAAGUUACUUGGUUUAAGGAUCUGAAAAAGGCUAGGGCUCGAGUUUAUGAGGAACAAAGACACAGUCGUUUUCGUGCUGUGAGAGGAGGAUUCAGGGGUAAUCAUAGAGGGUUUCCUGAUCGUCGAGGUCGUGCAUAUUCGCCCAACCGUACUAGGGAACGUUCCUAUUCCGGAGGUCCUCCUUCUGGGAGGCGAUUUGGCAGCCGCCCAUCAGUUUCUUCUCAUUCAUCAUCACGAUCUCGCGUAGGCUCCACGACCCUCUCUCCUAAACGGAGACGAUUGGCACACGACUUAGAAAAUGAUUCUAUGCAAGCCAAUGAAGGUAUCUCGAGAAUGUCGCGUGGGAGGUUUAGGAAAUCUCGAAGCGCUUCCUCCCGUUCUCGUUCGUCAUCGCAUUCGAUUUCAAAUCGAUCGCUUUCUAACCGGGGCAAUUUGCCUCCCCGACGUGGCUCAUUUCCAUAUCGUGGAUCGGCCAUCAGACAAUCUGGCCAGGGUGGUAAAUCACCGGACAACACUCGUUCUAGCUUUUCCAACGCCCCGUUGGUUAGCGGUGGUGAACGUGAAGGUAGCGGGUUGCUGAGUGGUUUGAUUCAGUUGUCUUCAAAGCGUCUGCAGUCACAACCUCCGCAGUUCCGUGAGUCUGCAUCUCGGAGUCGCUCGGUAUCUUCUCGUUCCUCCUCAAAAUCAGCGUCGCCAAGGCGCCAGCACCAACGGCAGAAGCAUCAUUCUCCAAUUUUAACGGGACUUCUUCCCAAAAACUCUAAGAGUCCUUCUCUCGCUAAAGAACUGAAACCUUCAACAGUUCUUACUGGUUCAAAUUGGAGACCAGUGAAUUUUUCCGAGGAGGCCGUUCGCGAUUCGGCACCGUCUGGCUCCCUUUUCGCUGCCUAUAGUGGGAAGCCCACUGUUGCUAACAGUAAAAUCAUUCUCUCUCCUCUUAUCACUCACAAAGCUGGAAACAAAUUGGCUGACAUGGACACUGAUAAUAGCAGCAGGAGUCGUCGUAGCAGCCGUAGUAGUAGCAAUCGCAGCCAUAGACAGAUUGAAGCUAGUCCUCCAACUAUCGAAAAGCCGGUGAUCAGAGCACAAAAUAAGUCUCGGGAGGAGACUGCCGCUCUAGAGAUGCCUCAGAUAACUCCAAAUAGCAAAGGUCCUAAAGACAAACAGACUCUCAUUCAGGAUAAAAAAGUGGCUAUCGAAGAGGAAUAUAAGAAGGAUUGUGAAACGUUUGCUACUGUUGUGAAGACUCUCAUCAGCAAGGACAAUGAAUUGGAGGAGCGAUUGUUACCGUUGUUGAAGAAGAUUCUGCACGAGCGCGGUCAGCGAAGCAUUGAGGAUUUGCGGGUCUACAUUGAGAGCGUGGAGAAUGGAAAUGCUGGAGCGCUUAAUUGA
Messenger RNA from Echinococcus granulosus, 1668 nucleotides. RefSeq names its product Periphilin-1. Gene Ontology annotation, biological process: protein localization to heterochromatin; negative regulation of DNA-templated transcription; negative regulation of gene expression, epigenetic. Bases 1 to 1668 code for a protein of 555 amino acids. Gene Ontology annotation, cellular component: nucleoplasm. Gene Ontology annotation, molecular function: RNA binding. The transcript is spliced from 9 exons. The record is from RefSeq and is a predicted model, not a curated record. NCBI's taxonomy places the organism in Eukaryota, Metazoa, Platyhelminthes, Cestoda, Cyclophyllidea, Taeniidae.